AUGAUUCCCUACUUUACCGAGGGCGAGGGGUCACAUCCAAAUGACCCAGCAAGAAGCCCAAUUUAUGGAAACGAUCAACUUGCUAGGAAGCGCCUGGGUUUGCCUUUCGUCCUAUUUUCCGUAAAUAAAAUCGGACGAAAAAAAUCCAUGCUGAUAGCCUCGUUUCUCGGAUCCCUUUGUUGGCUGACUCUUAUUUUCGCGCCGAACAAAGAAGUUAUAUAUGCCGCUCGAUUUUUCGCAGGAAUGGCCGGAGACAUGUGCUUUGUUGCGGCACCGAUGUACGUUGCCGAGAUAGCUCACCAUCGAAUCAGAGGCUUUCUAUCUGCUUUAAUAUAUCUGAUGAUGCUGCUCGGAGUUAUCAUUGUAUAUACUACAGGAGCAUAUGCGCCAUAUUAUGUUCCACCCCUAAUAGGAAUCGUUUUAACGGUAUGCCAAUGUGUUUUCUUCCCAUUUAUGCCAGAAUCUCCUUAUUAUUUCGUCUAUGUCAACAGAAUAAAUAACGCUAGAAAAGCAUUACAAAAAUUACGACGGUCUUCAGGUGUAGAAACUGAACUAAACGAGAUAAAGAAAUCAGUUGAAAGACAGCAACACGAGAAAGGAAGAAUUCAAGAUCUGUUCUUAAACAAAAACAACCGAAUUGCGUUGAUAAUAAUGACAGUGUUGAAUCUUGGUCAACAUUAUUCAGGAAUAACUAUAAUGGUUAUGAAUCUACACACCAUUUUGGAAGAAGCAGGAUCAACGUACAUUAACUCUUCAGUUGCUGCUAUUAUUUCUUCCGUCAUUAUGUUGGUCGGAGGAUCAACAGCAUCUGUGAUAAUAGAUAAAUUUGGACGAAAAUUUCUUUUAAUAACGUCAAGUAUAAGUACCGGAAUAGUGUUAACGUCAAUUACAGUUUUCUAUCAAUUAAAGUACAGUGGUUAUGAUGUAAGUAGGAUUAGUUGGAUCCCAGCGGUUGCUUGUAUGCUAUUUGCUGCAACUUUUAAACUAGGCCUAGGUUUAGUUCCGAUAGUAUUAACCGCAGAAAUAUUUCCUACUAAUAUUAAAGCGAUUGGUAUGACUGUUGCUGAAAUUUGGUAUAUUGUAGGAGCUGUAACAUCAGUAAAUGUGUGUAUUCUUGGUUAUUUGAAAGUUACGGUCUACAUGUUCCUUUCUACAUUCUGA
Molecule: messenger RNA, 1161 nt
Organism: Sitophilus oryzae (rice weevil)
Lineage: Eukaryota; Metazoa; Arthropoda; Insecta; Coleoptera; Curculionidae
Product: facilitated trehalose transporter Tret1-like
Exons: 1
Coding region: 1-1161 (386 amino acids)
Biological process (GO): transmembrane transport
Cellular component (GO): membrane
Molecular function (GO): transmembrane transporter activity
Source: RefSeq, a predicted model, not a curated record